CCCUUUCACUUUACUCUGACCUCUAGGCCAUGGCUGUGAUACCAGGGACUAGAGCAAGGGAGCCCUGAAGAGAACUCAUCUAAGUGGGCUAAGAACACGCUGUGGCAGCUGGUUCAGAAAUGCACAAGACCUCAAUCCAUAGAGCCUAGAUACCGGGAAGGAUAAUGACACAAGAAGAUGCUAUACUGAUACUGUAUACUCACUCUCACUCUGGACAAAACAGUGAGAGAGGCUCUCUCCACCUACAUUAGUGCAGCCCAGGAAGCAUCCUGCCAGGCACACAUUCCCUCUCUCUCUCUCAUCCUCCCUGGAUAGACGUGUCCGCCUCGGCUGCUGUAUUCCUAUAUGAGCCAGUUGUCGGUGGGACAGAAGAUCAUGACCGAGACCCUCCGGCUCCCCUCCUUCCAGGUGCAGGCCCCAGGGGACUGGCAGACCCCAGAUGGAGACCCAGGAUCAGAAGCCUCCGUCGGGGGAAAGGUACCCAUUGCGGGUGGUGACUCUUCCGCCCUCUCCAGUUCUGCCACUCCGUCCCUCCGCCGCAAGCGCUUCCAGAUGCGGCGCAUGAAGAACGUGCAGAGCGAGAGCAGCGUGACCCCGGCUGUGUCUGCAGCGGCUGCCACUAUGAGGUCAGAGGUCAUGAGUAAGGGCCAGGGGUCGCACUCCUUCUCAGGGGGCAUGGAGUACUUACAGCUGCCGUCCAUCGAGAUUACACCAUCCUGCGACGAGGACGCGGCAACCACCUGGUCCAACUGCUCCACACCCAGCGCUUCGCCGCGACGCAAGCGCUUCCUGCUGCACCGCUGGCUGAACGUGCGCGAGAAGAAGGAUCACUACAGUGAGAGCAGGGAGAGCAGCCUACACAGCAGCCACGAGGAGGACUCCGCUCGCUUCUUGACCCCUCACAGUCGGGAGGAGAGCACUGCUAGCAAUUCGAACCGGAGCACGCCCACUUGCUCGCCCGUCCUGCGCCAUCGCUCUCGCUCACCCACGCCCCAGCAGAGCCUGGAACCCAGUGGUGAGAACAUGGUGGAGAAGGGCCACUCGGACCCCUCUGACAAGGACAAGUCACCCUCCACCAUAGAGCAGGUGGUGCAACGCACCUACAGUCAGUCGGUACACUCCACCACACGCAGCCAUGGGGGCAAGAACUCCAAGUCUCACAAGCGACUUUCCAAACAUUGCUGUGGUACCAGGACAGACCCCGAGCAUGAGUAUUUGAAGUAUGACAGACUAAAACUGAUUAAAAAAAGCCAGAGCUGGUACAACGUAUUGAGUCCCACGUAUAAGCAACGCAAUGAGGACUUCAGAAAGCUCUUCAAGCAGCUACCCGACUCAGAACGCCUCAUUGUGGACUACUCCUGUGCCCUGCAAAGAGAUAUCCUGCUGCAGGGGCGCCUCUACGUGUCGGAAAAUUGGAUCUGUUUCUAUAGCAACAUCUUCCGCUGGGAAACGCUGCUGACGGUACGGCUGAAGGAUAUCUGCAGCAUGACCAAGGAGAAGACGGCCCGCCUCAUUCCCAACGCUAUCCAGCUGUGCACUGACAAUGACAAGCACUUUUUCACCUCGUUCGGAGCGAGGGACCGGACAUACAUGAUGAUGUUCAGACUAUGGCAGAAUGCUCUGCUAGAAAAGCCCUUGUGUCCCAAAGAAUUGUGGCAUUUUGUCCAUCAGUGUUAUGGCAACGAGCUGGGUCUGACCAGUGACGACGAGGACUACGUGCCGCCGGACGAUGACUUCAAUACCAUGGGGUACUGCGAGGAGCUGCCCGUGGAGGAUAAUGACACCAACUUCGCCAAGAUGCCUGACGCCAAGGGAGACACCAGCCCCCUGUUGUCCCACAGAGCCUUUCCCAACAACGCCCUACCCUGUCCGAGCACGAUCGAAUCACUCCUCCCCUUUAACUUGGCUGUCGUGGACGAGUUCCCCCUGUGUCUCCCCGAUGGCGAACUCCUGACCCUCCAGUUGCCGGGGUUGGACAACCGGAGCAGUGGUCCCAGUAGCCCCGCCCCCUCGCCCUCGCUGGACUUCAACGACAACGAGGACCUCCCUACCGAGCUCAGCGACUCCUCCGAGACGCACGACGAAGGGGAGGUGCAGGCCUUCCAUGAGGACCUGAAUGGGAAGCAGUACAUAAACGAGGUGUACGAGUUCAGCGUUGACAAGAUGUACGACAUCCUCUUCACCGAGUCCACCUUCAUGAGGGACUUCCUGGAGGAGAGACGCUUUUCAGACAUAGUCUAUCACCCCUGGAAGAAAGAGAAAGAGGAGAUGGGCAACCAGACCAGAGAGAUCAUGUACACCAUCUCCCUCACCAACCCCCUGGCCCCCAAGACAGCCACCGUGACUGAGACGCAGACGCUGUACAAGGCCAGCCAGGAAAGCGAGUGCUACAUCAUAGAUGCUGAGGUGAUAGCACACGAUGUCCCCUACCAUGACUACUUCUACACCCUAAACCGCUAUGUGCUCACCAGGGUGGCCAAGAAGAAGUGUCGGCUCAGGGUAUCCACAGAGCUGCGCUACAGGAAACAGCCGUGGGGGCUGGUCAAGGGCUUCAUCGAGAGAAACUUCUGGAGUGGCUUGGAUGAGUACUUCAGACACUUAGAGCUGGAGCUGAGUAAGGUGGAGGUGGUCCUGGCGGAGCCCCACAGACAGUCCCCCAAGGCCAGGGCUCUACGGGCAGGGGCAUUGAGGCGACGGAAACGGCCCCUGGUCCACCUGCGGCCCCCACACAUGGACGAAGCCCUCAGCUCCGUCACCACGCCCGAGGACGAGGAGGUCACCCACCGCCACCGGAUCAAACACGUGGCAGGUUCCACUCAAACCAGGUACAUCCCGGACAAUGUCCCAGGAGGCCUAGCGCUCUACAGUGUCUCCAAGCUACUCCUCAUCAUCAGCUUUGUGAUCUGUAUAAGCCUAGUAUUGUUGGUGUUUCUGAACAUGAUGCUUUUCUAUAAGCUGUGGAUGCUGGAGUACACCACACAGAGCCUGACCUCGUGGCAUGGCCUACGACCACAAGAAAGUAAACUUCCACAGACGCAGCUGGAGUGGGCCCAGCUUCUGGAGUCGCAGCAGCGGUACCAUGACGACGAGCUGCAGAAGUGGAAGGAGAUCAUCAAGUCGUCGGUGAUGUUGCUGGACGAGAUGAAGGACUCACUACUAAACCUGCAGAAGGGCAUGGGCUUAAGAGACUAUAACUCUGAAUCGGAGGAGAAGAGGAGUCGAUAUCACUGACAAACAGACAAUCCUAAACCACCAGCCAGGACAUUAUGUGCAAUAUCUAAGGAACCAUUUAUGGGAAAGUCUUGGGAAAAGUCUUAGGAAAACAAGAGAAAUAUGUUUUCUUGCACGGGGGAACGAAGACGGGUCUCCCAGAACGACCGACUCCACUCCCACCGCCCAACGUCUGGCAGAAAGUUACCUCAUCACCACCAGGACAGGAUUGGGGCGGACGCCGUCUGCACCGUUGCAUCAUGGGAAAAGACAGAGGUGCCAUGACCUACAUUGGCCUAAACUCUUGACUUUUUUUAUCACCUCGUUCUCGGAGAAUGUUGUACUGUAAAGUGUUUUGUUUUGUUUGUUUUUGGGGGCCACGUACGGACAAAGCAAAGAUAGAAGGGAUGGGUCAGGGAGGCUUGCAUUUCUUGUCUCCGUCGGAGAGAAAAAUAAAGUUUUCGGUGGAGAUUUGUAUUGAAACGUCGGCAUAUUUGUCUCAGAAGAGCAAAAGUAAUACUGGGUCAGGGGUUCCUUGUGUUCCUCCAUAGCCUUUUUAGGAACUCUUGGACAAAGGUUUGGCGCUGCAGUAUCCCUUUUUUUUUUUUUUUACAGACCUUUGGACUCUGGGACCAGGUUACGAUCAUAAACGGAACCACAAUCAACGUGCAGUGUUUCAACACAACCCAUCGUUUAUAGGAUAGAACCUCCAGGAAUCAUAGUAUAUUAUAAAUGCAUACAUAUAUAUAUACGAAUAUGAAUAUAUUAUAAUGACGUAUGUCUUUUUUUUGUAGAAUUGCAGUCAGGGCAAAUUUUUACCAGGCUUCCAUGGUGUAUCAGGGCAGGUUUCCCUGAAAGCUUGUGCCAUUUCUAUGUUUGUGUGUUCAUGUUUUCUAAGGCAUGCUCUCUACUGCGUGUAGAGUACCCCUACCCCUUUGAUUUGUAUUCGUGGACAGGGGAGCUAGCCAUAACUUUUAGCAGCUUGUUGCCAGCUUGUUAGCAUACACGGAUGAGAAAGCGGUCAGCUUUUGCAGAGGUACGCAGUAGGUGUUUCUCAAUAUGCAUACUACCGUGCUCCACACUGUCAUGCUCCGAGUGCAUUCUUAGAAGACGUUCUCUUGAGUUCAUUAUUGUGAGGACGAGAGUGUGGAGAACGCAUAAAACAUUACAUUUGAGAAGCACACCCCCUAUUGUAUUCUCAUGCUGCACUUCCCCAUUCACGGAACUUUCUUCCAGCCAGGACAAUGACAAUAGAGAUGAAACCAGAUAUACACAAAGCAAAUGGUUUUACUUUAUAACUAUCAGCUAGCUACAUGUGAAUUGUAAUUAUCGAGCUCAUCAGAUAUGACCUAAAACUAAUGUCAUGCAAAGUAGAUGUCAAUUCUUCAUGGUUAGCUAGCUAACAAUUCUUUGUGACCAUCUGGCUAGCUAACAGUAGUAGCUAGCCAGUUAGCCCUAUUGACUUACUACGGGCUUGCGAUCUACAUAUACUACAGUGGGUAUUGUAGGCAGGUAAACAUGCCAAAAUUAACACAGCAUGUAUUUAUUGAAGUAUCCAGAUAAAAUAUUGUAGUCAGGCAACAAAUGAGAUGUCAGAGUUUAUUUUCUCUCACUUCAGCUAAAAUAAUGUCUGCCAUUGAUUUCUAAUCAUUUUGUGUCAUUUUUUUUACAUGGUUGCAUCAUAUUUCUGUGCAUACUUUCCAUUGAAACAUGCAUUGAUUCAUCAUUCAAAAUAUGUACAAACAGAGUACGCAUUCGAGAAGUGCCCUCCGUGCUCUGUUUCGCAUACUUUGAUUUGGACUCCGACACUCCGACCCUCCUGUGCUUCAAUUUGCGUGCUCGGAGCAUGAUAGAAUGCAUUUUGAGAAACACCCUGUAUUUUCCAGUGAUGCAACGUUCUUCCGGGAACAGGGCUUUCUUGGCCCUAACCAACCCUAAAUGUUAUAUCAACGUUGUGCUUAGGUUUUAUCCUUCAGGAUGAUUUGUUUUAGGUUAUGGAUAGAUCUAUUCAUUGUUGCCAAGAUUUACGUGUCAAGUUUUAUGCUAACGUAUCAUUUUUUUAAAUUUUGGGCAGUAUUGUUAUCAUCUUUUAUUUAGCCGCUUUGUGUUGUAUCAAUUCAUUUGUGGCUGUCCUGUAUUGGCUGGAAUAAGAUGUACUUGGUAGUGUACUGUAUAGGCAUUGGUAUGGACCCUAAGUGAUUUUACACAUUCGAUGGAGCUUGAAUGUGUCUCUACCUGCACUUCAAAAAUAAUUUAGGUUGUUUUACCCAGUAUUUGUUAUCAGCCCAAAUACUGUGUCAGACAGAGAGAACAUAAUGAUCAGUGUUAUGAUCAUGUGGAUGUUAAACUAUGUCGCUCUAUGAACCUUCUUCACAGGGCACCUGGUUGUUCAGCUUUUAACCACAGACGGAGUGGACAGUAUUUUAGGGAGGGUAUUUCUUCGGAGAGGGACGUCAUUUUACGAAGGGAUACUGCAGCUGAACCCGAAAAGCUUUGAUCACUACGAAAUAUUUGACAAUUAAAACUGUGAACUUCCUCAUUGAAAAAUAUGCUUGAAGCUGGAAAAAACAAGACUAACGGAAAUUGUACAGUAUUCAGAGGCAGAUAUUUAGGGACUUAUGUACAGUGUAUACGAGAAAUGUAAAAGAAACGUCUGGGGAAAUGUUCAGUGGUCACCCACUGCAGAGCUGGAUUCAAAUACAGUACCAUUUCAAAUCAUUUCAAAUAUUUCAGCUGUGCUUGAUUGAGUUUUCCUGGCUUUUAUGGACCAAUAGAAAAGUCCUAAAACUGCAGACCCCACCCAUGUAACACUCUAGGCAGGCUAAAACAAACUCAAAGUAUUUGAAAGAUUUCAGAUAGUAUUUGAACUCGGGUCUGACCUACUGUACUCCUCUGUCUUCCCAAAGAUGUCUGUUGUGGGCUAUGUCCUGGCAUAUUGGAUGUGUCAAGUUGACACAGUCAACCAUUCCCACAUCGUUUGUGUUUGUUAAUUUAAAAUGCCCCAAAUGUAAAAAUGUACAAGAAUGGUAUCAACUGUGGCUAAAACUACAAUUUUAGUAUCUCCCCAUCUGUCUAUGGAAGAAGCAUAGCUAUCAAAAUACAUUUUCAUUUCGAAUUGAAUUUCGACAGCUAAACACUUCCAUAUUUGCUUGCCACCCAUGUAUGUUCAAUUGGUUGGACUCUCAAGGGUUCCUGUGACGACUUUUGAUUCAGCCACUAACUGUGGUAUGUUUGAGGGAUUGGGAUGAAGACAUACACAGUGCACGGUGUGCAGAAGUAACAUUUAGGCCAAAAUAAUUAUGUCUGAGUUUAUCAACGUUACGCAUUGGGAUACAACGCUUUAGACAUGGGUCAUAUUCACUACGAAGCAAACGGGCGAAAACAGAGAAGGACGUACCUGAAUUUGUCCAAUAAGAAACACUAGUUUUCCUCUACAAAACAUUUUGCUAUUGUGUGCGCUAAUGACUAUGACCCUGCACUCAUUGGCUUUGCAGACAGUGGAUCGGCACAACUCACGUACAUUCCAAAAAGAGGAGGGUUUCAUCUGAAAGAAGAAACAACAAUAUAUGCAAUGGAUUGAGACAGUGGGUAGCACUUCAUACAUUAUGAAUGCGAGUCAUUUAUUGCUGAAUGAUUUUCCCCACUCCCUUGCGCUAUGACUUGCUGAAAUGGCCAUUUGACCUAGUUCAGGUCAAGUUGUUAAGCCUAAUUUUAAGAGUGAUAAUUGAGACGAGAUCUAUUCAGGGCAGAUUAAAUGGUAUUCCUGAGAAAAAGGGCCCAUGAUGAGAUUACAAUGAUUUAUACUGUACCUUACAUUUUUCAUCAGUCGACAUGACAAUCAUUUCUGUUGUCUUGGUGAGAGGAGUAGAAAGCGGUCAACCAACGUGAGAUGAUGUGCAACCAAAAGGUGACCUUUGGAAAGGUGACCCUUGGAAUAAGAUGGAAUACGCAGUAGGAGGAAACAACGCAACUUGCCGCUCCACCACUCGUUAAUUUUGUUGCGGAGGGUCGCACAACUGUGUGCAGUACAUAUUGUGCUCUUCUAUCGUGUGUGCAAUGCUGUUGAGGUGGGAAAAAACAGUGUUUCUUUGAUUGCAGUAACUUUGUUGUUGUAAUAUCUCAAACGGACGUGGCUGUUUCACCAUUAGGGAUUCAAAGAAAACGCUCGAUUAAUCCGAUGCAAUACAUAUAUUUAAUACAUUAUCUAACUUUUCGAUAGUAAGCUGCCUUCAUUUGAGUUUCAGAAAAACGUAGGGACCCUUUGAUGACCCUUCUAUAGAGAAUGCAUGCUAGGUUCCUGUCUCGUUCGAUUUAAUUCAUGAUCUCAGAUGUGUUCUAUGCAUAGGUGCUUUAUAUAUGCAGGAAUGCCUCAAAUGGCCCUGAAAAUGAAAUUGUUAAAUUGUGUUUUUAAUAGAAUGGUCAGUAAGCAUGUCUGAGUGUCUGAGAAAACAAACAAAAUAUGUUGCACCCAAAAAGUAGUGUUCUUAAAAACCUGAAACUGAAAGAGCUUUCUUUAUUAAUUUGAACGCUCACAAAGCUGCAGCUUGACCUGUUCAUGUUUGCCAAAUGAUAGUAAAUUCUAAGGAAAUUAUGAACAAUAUGCACAAUAUAGGUAGAAAAUAGUGUCUUAAAUUGAGCGUGAGACAUAAAUAGCGAAUUGAAAGGAUGUAUUUUAGAGCUUGUGUUUGUGGUUAAGUUUCCAUGACAAUCCCACGAAGCCUGACCUCCAAUGCUUUCAAACCCUUCACUUCAGUACACACACACGAGCGCACGCACACACCUCAGUCCGGUGCAAGUUUUCCAUCUCAGAAACACUUGUUGUGGUAUUGUAUAUCCUCUGUGUGUGUGUGUACAAUACCUGAUAUGUUAUUUUUUUAAGUGUUUUGAUCUCCUAUAUAUAUAUAUAUAUAUAUGACUGAAAUAUUUCUACAGAUAAUACUGUAUGUAUAUGUUGUGUAUAGCUCCGGUGUACACAGACUAGAGAAACCCAUCCACGCUGUGCGUGGUCUUGGGGGGGAAAACUUUGAAAGGAAAAAACAUUCUAAAAGCUUUAUUGGUUUGUGGAGGAGUAGAGAUGAAAUAAAAUAAUGGAAAGUA
Messenger RNA from Oncorhynchus nerka (sockeye salmon), 8307 nucleotides. Its product is annotated as protein Aster-B-like. The coding region runs from base 346 to 3231 and encodes 961 amino acids. Gene Ontology annotation, biological process: intracellular sterol transport. The transcript is spliced from 24 exons. Gene Ontology annotation, molecular function: cholesterol transfer activity; cholesterol binding. NCBI's taxonomy places the organism in Eukaryota, Metazoa, Chordata, Actinopteri, Salmoniformes, Salmonidae. Gene Ontology annotation, cellular component: endoplasmic reticulum membrane; plasma membrane; endoplasmic reticulum-plasma membrane contact site. The record is from RefSeq and is a predicted model, not a curated record.